UCUCGACCUAUCAGCCGGAGCUCACGUCUCCGAAUGUGACAUGGCGCCUGAGAAGGAAGUUUGUAGUUAAAUAAAUGUUGAUGUUAUUUUUAUGACAGUAAAUCAGCAACAGGGCUGCAAUUGGAGCCACACAUAUUUCAUAGAUACUUGCAUUGAUGGUAAUGCAUGCAAGGAAACCUCAGAGGAUUUCCGAUGGGUACUUUGAAAAACACCAAGCCCAUCCCUAUCAGAAUUCGAAGUACAGCAGCUCUAAAAGCUAUGAUGGACGAUAUAACCACGAGAGAGUGCGAGAUUCACCCAACGGGAACUCAUAUCGUUCAGAUAGCCCAGAUUCACAAAGUCCAAGAGAUAGGAAUUACCAAGCAAAAAAUUCAUACUUACAGAAAAUUCGUGAGAAGGAGAGAGAAAACAGAGACUACAAAUCAAGAGACAAAUAUUCCGACUGUGCCAGGUCUCCAAAAGAUAAAAGGAGCAGGGAAAGCCGUGAUUCAGAACACAGGACUAAUCAUGACAGGAGCAGUACAGAGAAAAUUAUACUACAUCCGAUUAAACUAGCAACACAGAAUUCAACCUCACGAGAUUCAUCACAGCGCAAACUUCCUCAUAAUUCCUGUCAGGAUAAACGUGAAGAGAGAGAGAGAAUUGCACGUGUUGGUGAUUGGUCAGAGCACAUCAGCUCUUCUGGGAAGAAAUAUUAUUACAAUUGCAAGACAGAAGUUUCGCAAUGGGAAAAACCUCGUGAAUGGAUUGAACGAGAGAGGUGUCGUGAGAAGACAAGGGAGUCAGAUCGCAGCUACAGCAGUACCAGCCGAUCAUCUCAUGAUAAACAUUCCAAUUCUCGAAGCACUUCACUGAGUAACUCACGGGACAGCAGUUCCAAAAGACAGCCGGAGAAGCGUGAUUCCUACUGGGCUAGCCAGCAGCAGCAACAGCAGCAGCCACAACAGCAACAGUCACAACAGCAGCAGUUGCAGGUUCCACCAACUAUCGUGGUUGAUGGUGAUGAUCGUGCACUGCGAAAGCAACCCGUGCCUCAGAGCCAGUCUCAGCAACAGGUGCAGCAGCAGCAGCAGCAGCAACCACCUCACCAUCACCACCACCACCAUCACCACCACCAGCAUCACCAUCACCAGCAGCAGCAGCAACAGCAGUCACAGCAACAGGUUGCUCAACAAGUGCAGCAGCAAGUAACACCACCACAGCAGCAACAGCAGCAGCAGCAACAAUCACAGCAACAGCAGGCACAACAGUCACAACAACAGCCGCAGCAGCAAACGUCACAAGUGCAAGAUGGUGAUGGGCAGCAGGCUGCACAGGAUAUGGACAUAUCUCCUGGUGACAGCACACCCACAUCUGAGGCAUCCUAUGGUCAUACACCAGAUGCGGGAUCUGCCAGUGCUGCUGCAAGCUCGACACCUUCUCAUUCACAGGGUCCUGUACUGUUAGCUGCAGUCCUACCUAGGUUGUCAUCACAACCACCUGCAGUAGUACCUCCACCACAGGCCCCAACCCCAACCUGCAAUGUUCCUGGCCCACCUAGCAACCUCGUUAGUCUACCACGAAUACUGUCGCAGAUUGCAGGUGGCAAAGCUCUUGAACAGUCAGAUGUCUUGCAGCAGAAAACCUUGCAGAGCUUGCAGAAUGUGCUGCUUCUCACAAAUCAGCGUAGUGCUACAGAGCCACUGAAAGUGGACACUAGUGGCCCUGCCAGCAUGGGAGAGGGACCUCCCACUCCGACACACUCGGAGAGCCAGGACUGUGUGGAUGCUAGAAAAUUGGCGAGUCCGCCCAGUAACCUGAGCUCCUUGCAGAAUUUGGGCACAGUAGGCAGUUGCAGUUCUUUACACGCGCUGCGUCCACAAGGGACCCAUUUGACACCAAGUCUGUUGAACCAUUAUCGUGAUGACUUGGUCAAUCAUGUACGUGGCUGGCCUGCUGAUGCUUUGGAAAAGCAGGCUCAAAAAUUAAGUGAAGAAGGUUAUACAAUGGGAAGCCUGCAGUGUACACGAGUAUCGGCAGAACUGAAAACUGCAAGGUCUAUUGUUCGACUUACUGAAAUCCAAGCGACGCUGCAAGAGCAAAGGAUAUUGUUCUUGCGCCAACAAAUCGAGACUUUGGAACAAUUGAAAUCUCAGAAUUCCUUUAUGUCUGAUGAUUCGUAGUGCAGUAUGUGGAAGUGUGUGUGUGUGUGAUAUCACCGCACAAUAAGGAAGUGGUUGCUCUUGCAGGGAAACUUUCUCCAUUAUUGUUCCUGCUGGCUACAGGUGCAUUCUUGCUCUGUGUUGCUAUGUUGGAUUGGCAGAUUUUGAGUGAACCAGCAUUUAUCUUGUAUCUCAUUUAUAAAAUGGCUGUCAUGUAAUUUUCCCUUUUUUUAUUGUAGAUGGAGACUAAGUGGACUUCUUUUAUGUAAAGGUUAUAUAUUUCUUGGAUUGCAUGUAUGCUGGGAAGAUUACUGAAAUUAGCUUUCCUGUGCUGUUGAGCUGCUUCAAGUAGUACUACAUAUGCACUGAAAUUCAGAUGCUAGAUGAGUCGUAAAUUAUUUAAUACCGUUGCAACCUGUAUUAAUUUUUUUACACUGACAUUCUGUAUGUGUGGCUGCUUGCAAGCUAGGUUUGGUUGGAGGACAAAGCCCUGCAGACAACUUGAAAUGGUCAGGCGACCUAAUGAUUUAAGUUAGCUUUUUGUACAUAAAAAUAAAAUGAAAUAGUUGUAUGGACUUCUCAAGUUUCUCUUGCACUUCAUAUGUGUAUAUAGUUAUGAAAUGUGUGAGGUACGAUGACUGUGUUACAAAUUCCUGCUUAUGAAGCAAAGCAACUUGUAUAUGUUGUUAAUGUGGAAUCAUCCUCCAUGGUUACUAAAAAAAAAAAAAAUGUUGAUUCUUCUUGUCUGCAGUUCUUGAGGAGUCCAUAAUUUUUCAGUUAGUGACGUCAUAUUGUUGAUACAAUAAAGGAAAAAAUCUGAAAAAGAAAAUCGGAGAUACUUUCAAUUGCCUCUGUAAGUGUAGUAGUCUAAAAUUUCUUGUUACCAGAGUUUUCCCCAGUAUCGAAAUUUUUAUCUACUUGUCUGUACAUAAAAUUAAAUGCUCCUGGCUUUUAAAAAUGAUUUGAAUGUUAGAAUAUUUUACCUCUUGUUCUGUGCAGAGACAGUAAACGAUGGUAUGCGAAAAAGUGUACACCCAUUUCUGUAUAAAUCUUGAUCAAGGAGACUGUAAAAUAAAUAUACAAUCUUAUAUGAACAGUCUUUAAGCAUGCUGUACAGAGAUUUUAGUGUCAUUUGUUUCCAUUGGAAACAUUUUGUCAAGACUGCUGUUGCCGUUGGCACCAAGAAUUGAAAUAAUAUUGAAGUCAUUAAGCAAUCCUGGGUAUUUAAUAACACAAUUCCUAUUGUUACUAUUGUUGUCAUUAUUGUUGCUGUAUCAGUGUGGUAUCCACUUCGACAAUGUUUUCUUUCCAGAGGUGAGAAUUUAUUGUUCUACUUGAGAGUUUCAUAAAGUUUGGUUAAAUGUGAUCAUUGGUAACAGUGUACAUAUCUGAAAGGUCUUUAAAGUUGACUGUUUGUUUUGAAAGUUUUUUUUGGAUUCUGACAUAAUUAUUUGUAGUUUGUUGAUGAGCAAGAUUAUUAGCAUUUGAAUGUUUGGAAUUUUUGCUUUGUGGAGGUAGAUUUAGUUCUAGCAUUAUUUGAUGGGACAAGUAGAAAAAAUUAAACCAUUUGUGUAAUUUACACAAAUCUUUUUGCUACAGUCACUGUUGAGAAUUAGCUACAUGAUAUGUCAGAAUUCUUUUCCAAGAAUAAUUAUUUAUACUCUGUAUGCAGAUAGCAGUUUUUUAUUGACUGUUAUCAUUUGUCAAAGACUUUUUUUUCUCCUCUGCAGUAAAUAGACUGUUUUAUUGCAUUUAAUCUAAGAGUAAAUGUUAGGUACCUGGGCCACAGCCUGUGGUGUUUAGAAGGAAUAAUUUUAAUUAAACAAUCUGUUUGUUGUUCUCCAA
This is a messenger RNA of Schistocerca nitens (vagrant locust), 3986 nucleotides long. RefSeq names its product WW domain-containing adapter protein with coiled-coil homolog (gene wcy). Gene Ontology annotation, molecular function: RNA polymerase II complex binding; chromatin binding. Gene Ontology annotation, cellular component: nucleus. The coding region runs from base 156 to 2162 and encodes 668 amino acids. NCBI's taxonomy places the organism in Eukaryota, Metazoa, Arthropoda, Insecta, Orthoptera, Acrididae. The transcript is spliced from 10 exons. Gene Ontology annotation, biological process: regulation of autophagy; positive regulation of TORC1 signaling. The record is from RefSeq and is a predicted model, not a curated record.